AGAAAUAUAGUUCCAAGAACAUAAGCACCACAGAAAUAAGAGAAAAGGGUGUUGGGGGAGAAAGGAGAGAGAGAGGAUGGGAGUGACAAAGGAAGACGUGGAAUCUUCAUUGACCUCUGUAAUGAACCCUUCUCAUCUGGCAUUCUCAAUAACUCCCUUCUCCUUUUCAUAUUCUCUGAGUGCCAUAAAUUUGAUUCUCAUAUGGAUUAAUAUUCUUAGUUUUUUUGUGUUUCAGGAAGUGAUUGAUACAUCUGGUGGGUGUGGUGCAAGCUUUGCAAUUGAAAUUGUGUCAGAACAGUUUGAAGGGAAGAGGUUGCUGGAGAGGCAUCGGAUGGUGAAUGCUGCACUGCAAGAGGAGUUGAAACAAAUCCAUGCUCUGUCGAUAAAGAAAGCUCUGACCCCAGAGCAGUGGAAACAACAGCAAGAAGCUGAAAAUUCUCAGCCUGCUGCUUAAAUGGAUGCUGCAAUAUUUCAGAUGUUUCAGACAAUAUGUUCUGUAUCUCGUUAAUAAUACAUUCAUAUCAAAAAAUGGCUGUGGACACGUUGGAUCUGGAGUAGAAAUACUUACCCCAGAGUUGCAUAGUAAUGCUUCAUCAUAUCUUUGAAAACUUUGCCUUUUGGGUGUGGUUGAAUGUUGGUUUGGAUUGUAACUUAUUGAAAUGGAAGAGAUUCAGAGUUGGACUUCAA
Molecule: messenger RNA, 687 nt
Organism: Vitis vinifera (wine grape)
Lineage: Eukaryota; Viridiplantae; Streptophyta; Magnoliopsida; Vitales; Vitaceae
Product: protein BOLA2
Exons: 3
Coding region: 77-454 (125 amino acids)
Biological process (GO): intracellular iron ion homeostasis
Cellular component (GO): cytosol; nucleus
Molecular function (GO): 2 iron, 2 sulfur cluster binding
Source: RefSeq, a predicted model, not a curated record